This is a messenger RNA of Ixodes scapularis (black-legged tick), 6134 nucleotides long. Its product is annotated as serine/arginine repetitive matrix protein 2. The transcript is spliced from 8 exons. Gene Ontology annotation, molecular function: protein binding. The record is from RefSeq and is a predicted model, not a curated record. Gene Ontology annotation, biological process: regulation of mitotic nuclear division; regulation of chromosome segregation. NCBI's taxonomy places the organism in Eukaryota, Metazoa, Arthropoda, Arachnida, Ixodida, Ixodidae. Gene Ontology annotation, cellular component: chromosome; nucleus. The coding region runs from base 454 to 6042 and encodes 1862 amino acids.
CCACAGCCCACAGUGCUCGAGGCCUCGGGCUCGGCAAAGAAAUCGUCGAACUUUAUGCGACCUUCGACUGUUUGACGUUUGCCGUACAAAGACUGUUGCACAACGCGUACAAAAGAACUUGAAUUUUGUUUGUAUAUUGCGUUGAGCAUUUUUUAUAUAUUUUUUUUACGUGUGUACUUUCUCAACAGUAACUGCACUUCUGCUGCGCCAGGUGGCGUUAGGUCGUUUUCAAAUUUUCGCGUUUUCGCGCAUGCGCUUAAACUGUAAUGUUACAACGGUGCUUGGUGUGUUUGGGUGGUCGGAUUGGCGGCAUUUGAAGUUCGAAGCGCUUGUGCGAAGAAAGAACAAGUCUGCUCGUCGGCUCGCUUGACGGCUUCCAAGCUUCCCCAAGUGGUCGCCGCUAGGGUAGGAUAGCGAUUGCACUGGAGCCUGUGUUUGAUUUCGGUGUCAACGAUGUCGAUGAAACGCUACCCGAAAGUCGUGGUGGUGAAGAAGAACGGUCAGGACGGUUCGGAAUUCCCGCUGACGUCGGGACGAUGUUCUAUUGGACGGAACCCUGACUGUGACAUUUGCAUCCAGAAGAUGCCAGACAAAGACCCGGUGCACUGCCUGGUGGUUGUGGACGGACACGAACAGGCGCACCUGGUGAACGUGGAUGGCGCGCCGGGCUUGGCCCUCAACAAGCGGCCGGUGCUGAAUGCGGCUUCCUUGGCCCACGGAGACUUCUUUGCCAUUCACAACCGUCUUUUUCGCUUCGAGUGGUGUCUCAAGCUUGCCAAGAAGCCCGCGACGAGCGUCGACGGUGCCCUCGCGGUGGCCGAGUCCAAGUCGCCCAGGAGAUCCGGGGGGGCCUCCGUGCAGGCCACACCCGACCGUGUGCAAGGUCUCUCAAGAGGCGUCGGCGUCACCCCACGCUCCCUCAGCGGAUCAUCGUACGAAACGCCUCGGAUUCCACCAGAGAUGUUCGUCUCGCCCCUGACGACUUCGUCGCUGAGCGGCGCAGCAAAGAGCAUUCAAAAGAGUGCCCUCAAGCGUCUUCGAGUCGGUGGCAUCGGCGACGGCACUCCCGCCAAGCACCUUUCCUGGCUUGGCAACGGGACCGGCUCGAAAAAGUUGCACAAGGAAACUGCGUCUGGUUGCGCGUCGCCCAGUUCUACACCCGGAGGCCCUCUUAGCAGGCGGUCAACCAUAGACCGGAAGCCUGGACAGGGCCUUUCUGAAGAGGCGCACGUUUCGAAGCAACAGGGGCUGUCGGCAUCGACUCCUCUGCACAAGAGGUCCGUCAGUUCGGUGUCCUGGAGCCACGACGCGGCCGAGAGCGACGGGGAAUUGCCGGGGGACGAAAGUGCGCGGUCUCUGUCCAGGAAACGGAACUCGAAGCCGGCCGCCUCGCGCAGUCUUAGCUCCCUGAAGUUCGGCGGAGAAGGGAGCUAUUGGGCACUCGACACAAGUUCUGCGCAUCGUCGGACUAGUUCUCCGGGGUCAUCUCAGUCCGGCAGUCUGAAGAAGGCGUCCCGACGGAGCGCCAGCGUCAUCGAGGAGGAGGGAAGUCCGGCACGCCGCCAGAGGGAACUUGACACCAAACGAGGAUCCUCCGGACACGGAGCAAAAGCGCCACGAACCGUAAGCCCAAAGAACGUCGGCCAGGAAUCUCCUGAGCGCAGCGCGAGGAGUCUUCAAGCUGCCAGCCCAAGGGCGGCCUCUCGUCAGAGCACGAGCCAAAUUGACAAAGCAUCUUCCAGCUAUCUAAAGGACGCUGCUGACAGUCCGGUGGUUGCCCCCCGACAAAGUACAAGCACGGCCAAGAAAGACAAAGGUUCUCGGUCGCCCGACCAAAAGAGGGCCGGCGUCAACCACGACUCUCCCGUACGUUACUCGCGGGCUGAAAGUUCAGAGGUGGCCUCUCGACAAAGUGUGGGAACAGCCAAGAGAGGUGCCGGUACAGCGUCACCCAGCCGAACGAAUGUCGGCACCGACCGUGGGUCUUCCGAUCGGAGCCUGGGGAGAUCGCCAGCUGGCAACCUGGAGAUAUUGCGGCGAAGUGAGAGUAUGAUCACCAAAGGCGAUAUGUCACCCAGCCAGAAGAGUGUUAGCGUCGACCAUUCUCCUGGGCGCAGCCUGAGGAGAUCGCAACAUGCCAGUCCAGUGCUGGCCCCUCGUCGGAGUAGGAGCACCACCAAGAAGGGCAGAGGUUACCUUUCACGUAGCCCAAGGAAGGUCAGCGUCGACAAGGGCUCUCCCGUUCACGGCAAGAGAUCGCAAGCUGCAAGUCCAGAGGUAGCCUCUCGACAAAGCGGAAGCACAGCCAAGGGAGGCGCGGAUGUAGCUUCAACCAGCCAAACGAAUAUUGGCAUCGACCACAGGUCUUUCGAUCGUAGCCUGGGGAGAUCUCCAGCUGGCGACAAGCUGGAGCAAUCGCGUCGAAGUGAGGGCAAUCUAUCUCCCAGCCAAAAGAGUGUCAGCGUCGACCAUUCUCCCGAGCGCAGCCUGAGGAGAUCGCAACCUGCCAGUCCAGUGGCGGCACCUCGUCAAAGUAGGAGCACCACCAAGAAGGGCAGAGGUUACCUUUCACGUAGCCCGAGGAAGGUCAGCGUCGACAAUGUCUCUCCCGUUCACGGCAAGAGAUCGCAAGCCGCAAAUCCAGAGGUAGCCUCUCGACAAAGCGGAAGCACAGCCAAGGGAGGCGCGGAUGUAGCUCCAACCAGCCAAACGAAUAUUGGCAUCGACCACAGGUCUUUCGAUCGUAGCCUGGGGAGAUCUCCAGCUGGCGACAAGCUGGAGCAAUCGCGUCGAAGUGAGGGCAAUCUAUCUCCCAGCCAAAAGAGUGUCAGCGUCGACCAUUCUCCCGAGCGCAGCCUGAGGAGAUCGCAACCUGCCAGUCCAGUGGUGGCCCCUCGUCAGAGUAGGAGCACCACCAAGAAAGGCAGAGGUUACCUUUCACGUAGCCCGAGGAAGGUCAGCGUCGACAAUGUCUCUCCCGUUCACGGCAAGAGAUCGCAAGCCGCAAAUCCAGAGGUAGCCUCUCGACAAAGCGGAAGCACAGCCAAGGGAGGCGCGGAUGUCGCUUCAACCAGCCAAACGAAUAUUGGCAUCGACCACGGGUCUUUCGAUCGUAGCCUGGGGAGAUCUCCAGCUGGCAACAGGCUGGAGCAAUCGCGUCGAAGUGAGGGCAAUCUAUCUCCCCGCCAGAAGAGUGUCAGCGUCGACCUCGAUUCUCCUGAGCGCAGCCUGAGGAGAUCGCAACCUGCCAGUCCAGUGGCGGCACCUCGUCAAAGUAGGAGCACCACCAAGAAGGGCAGAGGUUACCUUUCACGUAGCCCGAGGAAGGUCAGCGUCGACAAUGGCUCUCCCGUUUACGGCAAGAGAUCACAAGCCGCAAGUCCAGAGGUAGCCUCUCGACAAAGUGUGAGCACACCCAAUAUCGGCGGAGAUUCAGCAUCGCACAACCGAAAGAACGUCGGUGUUCGCCGCAGUUCUCCGGGCUACAGCCCGGGGAAAUGGCAGCCUGCCACUCCGGAAGUAACCUCUCACCAAAGGAAGAGCAUGCCCAAGAAAGGUGGAAGUUCUCCCUCACCCAACCGAAGGAGUGUAAGCUUUGACGAUGAUUCUCCGGGACGCAGUUCGAGGAGUUUGCUACCUGCCACUCCAGAAAUUGCCUCCCAUCAAAGGAGGAGCAGACCCAAGAAAGGCGAAAGUUCUUUCUCACCCAGCAGAAAGGAAACCAGCAUUGUCCAUAGCUCUCCCAAGCUCAGCCCAGGUACAUCGCAAAGUGGCAGUAUGGAGGUGACCUCUCGCCGAAGUAGGAGCAUCACCAAGAAAGGCAAAGAUUCUCUGUCACGCAGCUUGAGGGAUACUGGUGUUGGUAAUAGCUCCUUCGAUCGUAAUGAGAAAUCACAAGCUGAAAGUCCAACGGUAAUCUACCGACAAAAUAUGAGCACACCCAAGUUGGGCAAAGGCUCACCAUCACGCAGCCGAAAGCAUGUCAGCAUUGACGACAGUUCUCCCGAACGCAGUGUCAGAAGAUCGCAACCAGCCAGUCCAGAGGUAGCCUCGCGUCGAAGUGGGAGAACUCCCAAAACAGGUGAAGUUUCCCAGUCACUUAAGCAGAAGAAUGUCAGCUUUAGUCGGGGCUCUUCGGACCGUGACGUGAGCUCGCAAGCCAGAAGUCCGGAGGUAGCUUCUAGACGGAGUGGGAGUGCACUCAAGACGGCCAGAGUUUCAUCGUCAUCGCCCAGCCAAAAGAAUGUUAGCCUCGACCACGGUUCUCCUGACCACAGCCCGAGGACGUUGCAGCCUGACACGUCGGAAGUAGGCUCUCGUCGUAGUAGGAGCACGCUCAAAAAGAACGAAAGUUCUCCGUCACCUACCCGAAAGGACACCAGCAUUGUCCAGAGCUCCCCCAAGCGCAGCCCGAGGACAUCGCAAAGCGGCAGUCCGGAGCCGACCUCGCGUCGAAGUAGGAGCACUACCAAAAAGGGUGCAAGUCCUUCGUCGCACAACGUGAUGACCACGACUAUUGACCAGGGUUCUCCUGGGCGUACUGUGAGGAUAUCUUUACCCGGCAAUGUCAAGGUGCAGCUGAAACUAAGGAUGAGUGCGUCCAAGGUCGAAAGUUCUCCAUCCCUGGGACGAAAUAGCGCCUCUCCCGCGCCACCGAGAAGAUCGCGAGGUGGCGAUCUGGAGGUGGUCACUCGUCGAAGCAAGAGUACACCCAAGGGAAGCGAAGAGUCUCCGUCACGUUCCUCGAAAAAUUCGUUUGGGCAUCGCAUGAAAAGGUUGCAAGUUGGCAGUCUAGAGGGAGACUCCAGUCAAAUUGAAAGCGCCAGCAAAACACGAAAAGUUUCAUUGUCACCCAACCAGCAGCCUGAAGACGCGGAAGCAUCCUUACGUCGGAGUAUGAGUCCGUCUCAAAAAGGCAGAAAUUCGUCUUCAACCAGCCAAAAGGAUGGUGGCAUCGACCAAGGCUCCCCCAAGCGUAGCGCGAGGGGGUCGGAAGCAAGCGCUUCGGCUAAGAAAGACAAAGGUUCCCUGCCACCAGACCAAAAGGACGCCGGCGUCGCCCAACCCUCGUUCGCGCAUAGUACGCCACCGGCGACGCCCGCUCGCAGAGGUAGGAGACCCGCCAAGAAAGACGUAAGCGUCACAUCUCGCAGCACGAGAAGUACGAGGACUAAAGAAAUUCCUGCGAGCCCAGCAUCGCAUCGCGGUGGUAGUUUCCUCGCACAGAGCCCCGGAGCGGACAUCUCGGAGAAUGUUUUGCCGACAAAAAAUGCGCGCGGAAAGUCCCGAGCGGCCGCACCAAAAGCGGAGCCCAGCCCGUCUGUCGACGGGGCGGGUUCUCCGGCACCCAGCCCUAAAGCCAGGAGAGGACGGUUGCCGCUCAAGCGUGCCGCCGUACAGAGAGAGCCCACUUCCCCCAGUAGCCCGAAGGCUGCAAAGGUGACCAAGGACUCUCCAGCUCCAAGUGCCAGGGCCAUGCGAGCGAGAAAGACGGCCGUGAAGAAGAGCCCGAGCAAGCCGUCGAAACGGGCUCCGCCGUCCAAGCGUAGAGGUCGGGCUGCCGCGGAGGAGAGCGGGGCGGACGUGCCCCAGGACGAGGCCCCCGGGAAAACUAUCGAGUUGCCCGAACAAAGCCCGACCAAAGGCGAGGCCGUUGCGGAGGAAGGCGCCGUGACUGGAGAGACCUCGCCCGCGCGUGGUGCCAAGGCUACGAAAAAAACCAAGAAAGCGCCCGCGACCAGCAAGAAACUCCGGGCCACACGAUCCGGCAAGGACAGCCCGGGUGGAGGAGACACGGAAGAAAGCGGCGCGGUUGAGGAGGCAUCCAGCUCCGUUCCCACACGAGGCAGGCGCAAGGCUGCUGUGGCUGCUGCGGCUUCCAUGGGUGUCCUGACGCCGGUGACCAGGGGACGCGGAAAGCGCCAGGCUGCUGUGGACGAGGGAGCAGGGACUCUAAGCCUCCGUGUCAAGAGGUCGACUGUCGAGGAGCCAAAGGAAACUGAAGAGGUGCCAGUAAAGAGAAGGCGUGGGAAAAGAGUGUGAUUGAAAGCACACACUGUUUGAAUUGUGUUGUCUCAUUUAAGAUUUGAUUGACUGGUUCUUGAUUAUGACCAAUAAAAACAUCAUCAUUGCCA